GUUAUCCAACCAACAAUACACCACAGCAACUGGCCAAUUGAGUUGAAGAAAUUGGUCAUACAGAGUUCCCGUUGGCCCGAUCAAAGCUAUGCCGAGGUUCCACAAAAUGCAGAUCCUCAACUGAACACAAAACGAUUCAGUGGUAAUGUGCCACGCGCUCGUCGGGCCACAACGCACCCGGUCAAAGAGAACGAUUCCCUAGACAUUACUCGUCGUAUGGACAGUUUUUGUGGUGGAGUGUGUAUCACAGUAGAGGAUUUGUAUCACUGUUACGCACUGGUUAUCGGAUCGAGAGCGGAAAAUUUUCACGUGAAUCGGAACGGGGGCUAUUAUCGAUCACCUCUGUUACACCCGUUUCUUUCUGUUCGUAUUCCGAAACGAUCGUGUUUGGUGAAUCGUGUGGCUGCUUUUAAGGCGUUGGAUAUUCGAAGCAACUGGGCACAAGGAGCGACGCAGUUUGAUCCACAACUUAGCGAGAUCGAAGGAUGUUCCGAUAUUUACGAACUGGAUCUACCGGAUGUGACAUUUCGUCGAGCAAUCACAGUCAGACUUCCCCUACCGCAAUGGUUUAUCAAUCGUAAGUGUCGGAGUCACGAUUGCUGGGAUCAGAACAGUACGACUGCGGUCAGUACGGAAUUCCCGGAUCCCGGUGCUAAUAUUCGUGGAAUGCCUUCGGAUGGAACCCUCGUUGUACCUAGUCGACCGUUGGUUAUUCUAUACCAGAAAAUGCUGGCUCGGGAAGCCAAACGAGUACCAUUACCAGAAGUAUCCAGACAACAUGAAGUGUUCAUGACGUGUAUUGAAUAG
Echinostoma caproni is the source of this 807-nucleotide messenger RNA. The record is from the annotation of a GenBank genome assembly. NCBI's taxonomy places the organism in Eukaryota, Metazoa, Platyhelminthes, Trematoda, Plagiorchiida, Echinostomatidae.